This is a messenger RNA of Gloeophyllum trabeum ATCC 11539, 393 nucleotides long. RefSeq names its product winged helix DNA-binding domain-containing protein. The transcript is spliced from 3 exons. Gene Ontology annotation, biological process: regulation of DNA-templated transcription. The annotation marks the transcript as partial. Lineage: Eukaryota; Fungi; Basidiomycota; Agaricomycetes; Gloeophyllales; Gloeophyllaceae. The record is from RefSeq and is a predicted model, not a curated record. Gene Ontology annotation, molecular function: DNA-binding transcription factor activity; sequence-specific DNA binding.
AUGACCGACGUGAAACCCGGUCAAGUUGUGCCCAUAUUCUUACAGAAGCUGUAUGAGAUCGUCAAUAACCCGGACAAUAUGUCUCUAAUCAGAUGGUCGGACAGAGGCGACUCGUUCUAUGGCACGGGAGACGACUUACACCUGGAUACAGUCCUAGAUCAGGACCGCUUUUCGCGAGAAAUACUUGGGCAGUGGUUCAAGCACCAGAAAUUCACGUCAUUCACCCGUCAGUUGAACAUGUAUGGCUUCCGCAAGGUGCAGGGCCUCCAGCAGCAUUCCUUGAAGAGCUCCAUCGACGGGGACAUCUGUCACUUUGAGCAUGAACACUUCAUCCGCGGCCAGCCGGAACUGUUGGGCUUCAUCCAACGUAGGAAACCUUCGAGCCAACCUGGA